Molecule: messenger RNA, 2155 nt
Organism: Boeremia exigua
Lineage: Eukaryota; Fungi; Ascomycota; Dothideomycetes; Pleosporales; Didymellaceae
Exons: 7
Coding region: 189-1970 (593 amino acids)
Molecular function (GO): ATP-dependent protein folding chaperone; ATP binding
Source: RefSeq, a predicted model, not a curated record
GUUGUAGCCGCCAUCAGGCUCAAUUCGCAGCCUAGCCUUCUCAGCCAACAGUAUUAUGCUUUCCUUUAAAAUGUAAAUUGAGUAAGGAGUAAGUCAAGUUCUCGCCGCUUCCAUAUGCCAUUCCAUUGCUGUACUGCUAUUAUUGUACAACACUCUCUCUCAGUCUAGAAACAUCCAUCUAAAGCAGCAUGGGUUCGAAGGACCCGCUGCAGGACUUCAUCAACGGCGUCAGCCUGGGUAGGAUGGCUGUUGAUGAGAGUCGUGACCGCUUGAUCUGCGGGUUAGACUUUGGCACGACUUAUAGUGGCAUCGCUUACGCGUUCUCAACAAAAUCGGACCAAAUUUACUCAAUCACGGAAUGGCCUGGGGCACAAGGUCGCAGUGUACCCAAAGCGCCGACAGUGUUGAAGUACAGCUCCAAAGACGAGUUCAAGUGGGGUUACGAACUCGACAAGUCCUCAGAAGAGAAGAUCGUGGGGAUCAAGUUGCUACUGGAUCCUGAUCAGGAACGGCCUCUGUUUGACUCUGCGGGGUCAAUAGCCACGAAGGCAGAACUAAAGAAACUCGGAAAGCCACCCAUCGAAGUUGCAUCUGACUACAUUGCAGCAAUGUACAAGCACGCCAUGACAAAAAUUGCGGGUACUCUUCCAGCCGAGUACUUUGAGAUGUUGGAAAAGCAGUUCGUGUUAUCUGUACCUGCUGUUUGGUCAGACAAGGCCAAGGACACGACCAUGAAGGCUGCAAAGAAUGCUGGAAUCACUCCACUUACGCUUAUCAAAGAACCUGAAGCAGCUGCACUCUUUACAUUCAGACAGCUAAAGAACAAAGGUCUUUCGAAGGGAGAUGCAAUUACGAUAUGUGACGCUGGCGGGGGCACGGUUGACCUUGUGUCCUACGAGGUUGUUGAAUUAGAUCCAUUGGAGCUAAAGGAACUCGUGCCAUCAUCAGGUGGUAUUGCUGGAUCGAUGAUGAUCAACCGAAGGUUUGAGGAGUUUGUGAAGAAUACCGUUGGCGAGCGCGUUCACAUCGAUCUUAAGGAGAGCGAUGCUUGGCGACGUGGCAUGAAGACCUUCGACGAGCAGGUCAAACCCGGCUUCUGUGGUCGUGAAGACGACAACCAGUUUGUCAGCUUUCCAAUGGCGAACAUACCUGACGAUCCAAACCGUGGAAUCAAGGGCAGUACCCUAACUCUGACUGCAAACGAUCUUUUCGGCAUAUUUGAUCCUGUGUUUAGAGAGAUCGAUAAGCUGGUUGCAGAGCAGAUCAACAAAGUGCGCAUCAAGCGUCUGGAAGAAAAUCACGCCAAGGGAUCAAAAAUCAAAGCCAUUUUCCUUGUUGGAGGCUUCGGAUCUAGUCUGUUUCUAAAAGACUCAAUUGAAAAGGCCCACCCCGACAUCCAAGUCAUCCAACCGGAGAAUGCAUGGUCAGCAAUUGUCCAAGGCGCCGUUUUGAGCAAACUUCCUCGGCAGGCAAACGUUGUGAGCAGCGUAGCGGAGAGUCAUUACGGGGUAGCUGCAGGCACUCACUAUGAUGUUUUGCGCGACAGUGGACACGAAGAAUUCGUAUACCGCGACGAGUGGGAAGAAGUUGACCGGAUAUCCCAAAUGACGUGGUACAUCAACAAAGGCGACGAUCUCGAAAGAACACGAAGUAUCGGGUUUCCCUUCAUUACCCAAGUAUCAAUGAAUCCCACGAAGGAGGAACUGAAUGUCACUUACACGUUGAUGAUGUGCACACAAGAUUCGGCCCCAGGUUAUCCGGAGACAGAUACCGUAAAGACGUGCUGCAAGCUGAACAUUGACCUCAGUGAAGUUCCCAAAGAGCAUUACAAGACGAAGAAAAGGGUGUCAGAUGGUCAACCGUACUCCGUGGUGACGUACAAGCUACUGGUAAAGAUUGAAGGCGCUAGGAUGAUUUUCUCUUUCCAAUGCGCAGACAAGGAAUAUGGUGCUGUCAAUGCUGAGUACUAAGAGGCUUGGUUCGCAAGCAAAUUUUUGGACAGACUUCCUUUCGGAAAACAGCGUCAUUACUGCAUGUAUGUAGUACCUACCAAAUUUACAAUCUCAUAAUAAUGAUGAUGAGUAGGUUGUUGACCCUAUCUCUUAUUCAACGUUAAGUCUAGAAUGCCCUAUUUUUCAUGCAAUGUAAUAUUUGC